Molecule: messenger RNA, 2796 nt
Organism: Dromiciops gliroides (monito del monte)
Lineage: Eukaryota; Metazoa; Chordata; Mammalia; Microbiotheria; Microbiotheriidae
Gene: CRLF3
Product: cytokine receptor like factor 3
Exons: 8
Coding region: 130-1467 (445 amino acids)
Molecular function (GO): protein binding
Source: RefSeq, a predicted model, not a curated record
CGUGAACCCAACCCCGGCUGUCAAUAAAGUUUGUUCGAAAGGCCUGCGGGGGAGGAGGACUGACGCUUCCGCCUCCGAAGAGGCUGGGCCAGGUCCAGGGACGGGGCCGGGGGCCAGGGCGGCGGCUGGAUGAGAGGGAGGAUGGAGCCGGAGCCGGAUCUGGAGCUGCUGCUUCAGGAGGCCCGGGAGAGCAUCGAGGCGGCGCAGAGCUACCGGCGCGAACUGGGCCAGCGACUGCAGGGGCUGCAGGCAGCGCGGAGGCAGAUCAAAGAAAGCGCAUCACAGACGAGGGACGUCCUCAGGCAGCAUUUUAAUGAUCUCAAGGGAACCCUCAGGAAGCUCUUAGAUGAACGAUUAGUGUCCUUGUUGCAAGAAGUGGACGCCAUUGAGCAGGAGACCAUCAAGCCUCUAGAGGACUGCCAGAAGCUCAUUGAGCACGGAGUCAGCACUGCCGAAGAGCUUGUCCGAGAAGGUGAGACUGCCAUACUUGGUGGUGUAGGAGAAAAGAAUGAAAAACUAUGGAACUUUACCAAAAAGGCCUCGCACAUUCAAUUGGACAGCUUGCCAGAAGUGCCUCUGCUGGUUGAUGUACCAUGUUUAUCUGCUCAGCUGGAUGACUCAAUUCUCACUCUGGUCAAAGAUCAGAUUUUCAAUCAUGGCACAGUUGCAUCUCGACCACCAGUGCAGAUAGAAGAACUCAUAGAGAAGCCUGGAGGUAUCAUUGUACGAUGGUGUAAGGUUGACGAUGACUUUACAGCACAAGAUUACAGACUCCAGUUUCGUAAGAGUACAUCAAAUCAUUUUGAAGAUGUGUACGUUGGUUCUGAAACUGAGUUCAUAGUAUUACAUAUAGAUCCCAAUGUUGACUAUCAGUUCAGAGUCUGUGCCAGAGGGGAUGGUCGGCAGGAGUGGAGUCCCUGGAGUGUUCCACAGAUGGGCCAUUCUACAUUGGUGCCUCAUGAGUGGACAGCUGGCUUUGAGGGAUACAGCCUGAGCAGUCGAAGAAAUAUUGCACUCAGGAAUGAUUCCCAAGCAACAGGUGUUCUCUACUCCAGUGCUCCAACCUACUACUGUGGGCAGACGUUAACAUUCAGAGUUGAAACUGUGGGCCAGCCGGACCGGCGAGACAGUAUAGGAGUCUGUGUAGAAAAACAGAAUGGCUAUGACUCUCUGCAGCGAGAUCAAGCAGUGUGUAUUGGUACAAAUGGUGCUGUUUUUGUGAAUGGGAAGGAGAUGACCAAUCAGUUGCCAGCAGUUACCUCUGGGUCCACUGUCACAUUUGACAUGGAAGCAGUGACCCUGGUCACCACUAAUAAUAAUGAUGAUGCUGGGAACUUUAAACUGAGAGUAACCAUUAGCUCUAAUAAUAGGGAAGUGGUUUUUGACUGGUUACUUGAUCAAUCAUAUGUUUCUCUUUACUUUGGAUGCUCAUUUUUUUACCCUGGUUGGAAAGUAUUAGUGUUUUAGUCUUUUGAUGGAUUAGUAUCAGGUUGAAGGUUUUUAACGGAAAUAUCCUCGGCCAGGUUUAACCAAGCGACAAAGCCAGACUCAUCUCUCAAAUAAGCAGUUUAGAAAUUGAAUGUGUUUCUAACUGGAUUCAAUUUAAAAUAUAUGUAUUUUUUGGACAAAAGCAUAAUGCAAAUCAAGUUAAUUUUCCAAGUAUAUGGUAAGAAAAUACCACAUUAUGAUAAAAUUUAAAUGGAUUUCUAAGAAUAAAAUGUGGAGGGUUGGGGGUGGGUAAAAAAAGGGAAUUUCUAUAUAGCCUGUCCUGAAACCUUUUACUGUUUAUUAACUUUGUCUGGUUAUUAUAAUGAAAGAACUACAUUUAUAUGCCCUUACAAUUAAAUCUGCAUAUUUGAAUACCAAAGUUUUAUAAAAGCUUUCAGGCAUGAUGCGAUUGUAGCAGCAGUAGAUGGAAUAUAGGUUCUACAUUGUCUAUUAUGGUUCUUAUGAAUUGCAAAUGUGGAACAUUCCAAUUUUCUUUUUUUCUUUUUCUUUUUUUUUAACAGUCUGCUUUCUCUUCUUAUAUAGAUUUUAAUUUAUAACAAAAUGCCAACUAGAAAUCAAGGUCCUGUUUCUUAGCUUUCAUUAAACUCGCCAUUCUUCACCAGUGUGCCUUGUAUGUUCAGGGACUUUAAGAACAGUAUUGAAUUUUGUCAUUCAGCAAUAAUACUUAAGUCUUUAAAGCAUUUGACUUUCUGUAUUUUUUGUGUGUGCCUGAAGCAAAAAAAGCCUAUAAUAAUCUAACCAAAGUAUUUUCUUUUGCUCAAACUUUGUAGUGAAGUUUGAUAUAUUCUAGAGGUUGUUCACAGGGUAAAACUACUUACAGAAGUAGUACAGACAGUGUUAGCCAUAUUAUAUAUAUUGGUGUUCAUGUGUGCAUGUGUAUAUAUGGCAUAUGAUCUCUAGUACAGUUCAUCAGCUUGUUUGUCCUUUAAGGACCAACCAAACAGAAGAUAAUACUUGAUUUUGGGGGAUAACUUUACAUUUGUGUAAAAUAUUUAUUUUAAGGCCCUACUAUGUUAAAAUAAUGGUCUUAACUAGCUAUACCAACUUACAAAAAAAAUUUAAUGUGAAUUUUUUAUCAGUAGGAACAUGUUUGAAAAAACAAGUUUGAUAUUUUUGUAUAAUUUAUUUUGGGAUUUAGUUCCCUGUUUGACAAUCAUGACAUUGUCCCUUUGAUUUUUUUAUAUAUUAGCAGUCUUUCAUUUUGGUUUGUGGUACAGUUAAAAGGAUGUGGCAGAUGUAAAUGCCUUAUCUAUUAGUGCCAAACUUGAAUAAAAUAAAGUAUAAAUA